This is a messenger RNA of Enterobius vermicularis (human pinworm), 609 nucleotides long. Lineage: Eukaryota; Metazoa; Nematoda; Chromadorea; Rhabditida; Oxyuridae. The record is from the annotation of a GenBank genome assembly.
UUGAGGAUUGAGCAGGGUCAAGAGUUUGCAUCAUUUUAUUUCUCGCCACCUAUUUUCGUUGAAUGCGUCCAGACUACAGCGCGACUUCGUGUGUUUAUUAGACUCGAAUUAAUUUUCAACUUUAGGCUUACCAUGGGCUUUGGUAGGGGCGGAGGAGGUCGAAAAUUUGGUGGUAGAGGUUCUGGAGGUCGUGGAGGUUAUAGAGGAGGAUUCGAUCAAGGACCCCCAUCAGAGGUUACAGGAUUUCUCAACGUUCUUUCGUGUAUGGACAAGGAAUUUUCAGAACUGGCAGUUUUUUCUCACACUUGUGAGGACGAUAUUGUUUGUGAAGUUACUGCUGGAAAAAUACCAUAUUUUAAUGCUCCUGUGUACUUUGAAAACAAAGAGCAGAUCGGGAAGGUCGAUGAAAUUUUUGGUGGAAUCAAAGAUACGGGUAUUUCAGUAAAACUCGCUACUGAUGUAAAAGCAUCUUCAUUUAAAGAAGGUCAGAAAUUGUUUAUUGAUCCCGGUAAACUGUUACCAGUCGAGCGUUUCCUUCCUGGAGCGGCCGGUGGUCGAGGUCGAGGACGGGGAGGUGGUGCGAACCGUGGAAACCGGGGUUGCUUUUGA